This is a messenger RNA of Vitis riparia (riverbank grape), 2918 nucleotides long. RefSeq lists its product as uncharacterized. The coding region runs from base 190 to 2445 and encodes 751 amino acids. The transcript is spliced from 14 exons. Gene Ontology annotation, biological process: protein phosphorylation. NCBI's taxonomy places the organism in Eukaryota, Viridiplantae, Streptophyta, Magnoliopsida, Vitales, Vitaceae. Gene Ontology annotation, molecular function: ATP binding; protein kinase activity. The record is from RefSeq and is a predicted model, not a curated record.
AUGUAAAAGGAGACGUGGCAGCUUCCUCAAACCUCAAGCAAAGGAACUCCCAAGGCCCUCCCCGCAUCUCUCAACUGUUUUACGCCGAUUGAAGUCUCUCCACCUCCGCUCACUGGGCAUUUCUCACCAACGUCUCUUCGCCCACGGAUUCAUGACCUCUUUCAACUCUCUUCCAACCCAUUUCACCCAAUGAGGAAUGCAGCUACGUCUCUCGCCCGUCACCGUCACCGCCAUGCCACUCUCCUUCGCCCUCACCACGCCUCAAUUCUCCCCAGAGCUUUGCAGCAUGACAGUAAUGUCGGGACUGUUCUAUGGACAUUUUUGUCCUCCAGAUGUCAGAGAAGUAUUGGAAUUGGAAGAAGAGAGGAUAACUGCUUGCCGCCGUAUCUCUUGGCCCGGAAUGCGUUUUCUACUGGCUAUACCAGUGUGCAUGGCGAGAGGCCAUCUGCAGAGUAUGCGAAGUUGAGGAAAGCAUCACUAGAAAGUGAAUUUGGGAAUAUCCUUGGAACUUAUAGUUCAAAAAGUGCUUCGAUUUUCUUCCAUUUUGGCCCAUUUUUGGCUUUGUAUAGAGCUGCAAUAAUCUCAUUUCAGGUGUUGAAACUAACCAUUUGGCACUUCUGUCUCCGAGACAUAAAAAAACGUUCCAUUAAGUUUCGUGAAACUCUGAUCCGCUUGGGGCCUUUCUAUGUGAAGCUGGGACAGGCUUUGAGCACCAGACCAGAUUUAUUACCAGCUGUAUAUUGCCAAGAGCUUGCCAAGUUACAGGAUCAAAUACCCCCAUUUUCAACUCGUGCUGCAGUUAAAUCUAUUGAAUCCCAGUUAGGCAUUCCUAUUUCAGAAAUAUUUGCUGACAUCAGCCCUGAGCCUAUUGCUGCAGCAUCCUUAGGACAGGUGUAUAAAGCUCACCUGCAUUCUGGAGAGCUAGUAGCUGUUAAAGUGCAAAGACCUGGUGUGUCGAUUUUAUUGACUCUUGAUGCCUUGUUAUUCAAUAUGAUUGGAGGCCAAUUAAAGCGAUUUGCCAAGGCCCGUCGGGAUCUGUUAGUAGCUGUUAAUGAGAUGGUAAGACAUAUGUUUAAAGAAAUUGAUUACAUCCUAGAGGGACAGAAUGCUGAGCGCUUUGCUUCCCUAUAUGGUUCCUACCAAUUUAGUGCUGAAAAGAGUCCAAAAGGUAGAACUGGUGAUUCUUUUGAGUACAAGAAGGUGAAACAUAUUAAGGUUCCAAAAAUAUAUUGGAACUUUACCCGCAAGGCUGUGCUGACAAUGGAGUGGAUAGAUGGAAUUAAGCUUACUGAUGAAGCUGGCAUGGAGAAAGCAUGUUUAAACCGAAAGGAACUAAUUGACCAGGGAUUAUAUUGCUCCUUAAGACAAUUACUUGAGGUAGGAUUUUUCCAUGCUGAUCCUCAUCCAGGAAACCUUGUCGCUACUGCUGAUGGAUCUCUGGCAUAUUUCGACUUUGGAAUGAUGGGGGAUAUUCCUCGCCAUUAUCGUGUAGGACUUAUACAAGUGCUUGUGCACUUUGUUAAUCGUGACUCUCUGGGUUUGGCAAAUGACUUUCUUUCUUUGGGAUUUAUUCCUGAAGGGGUUGAUAUUCAAUUGGUGUCAGAAGCAUUGCAAGCAUCCUUUGGUGAUGGGACUAGACAAUCCCAAGAUUUCCAGGCUAUAAUGAUCCAAUUGUAUGAUAUUAUGUAUGAAUUGAACUUCUCUCUUCCACCGGAUUAUGCCCUGGUGAUAAGAGCACUGGGAGCGCUGGAAGGCACAGCAAAAGCUUUGGAUCCUAGUUUCAAAGUAGUUGAGAGCGCAUAUCCAUAUGUCAUUGGGAGGCUUUUGGCAGACCCAAAUCCUGAUAUGAGGAAAAUAUUGAGGGAACUUCUCAUCCGUAACAAUGGCUCCAUAAGGUGGAAUAGGCUUGAGCGCCUGAUAGCAGCAGUAUCUGAACAAGCUUCUGAGUCUGCAGAGGAGUCCCCCGACACUAAAGGCAACUCUUCAAGUCCUUUGGAAUGGAAAUCAUUUGACAUGCGUGCUGUUGUUGCUGCCACUGAAGAUCUUUUCCAGUUCAUUCUAUCUAGAAAGGGUUUGAGGGUACGUGUUUUUCUCAUCCGAGACAUAAUUUCAGCAACCGAUAUUUUUCUGCAAGAUGAAGUUGUCGCAUGCAUUUUUUAUGAGAAGCUUGGAGCAAAAGUACCAUCAGAAUCGGAGGGAGAUGCAGUGCUGACAAGGGUAAUCAAUGGCUUUCGAUAUCUCAAACAAGCAAUAAACUUGGCACCGGAGGUUUGGACGGGCAUGCUAAUUCGCAUGUCAUUAAAGCCUGAGGUUCAUAGUUUUAUGCUGGACAUUAUCUCAGCAUUAGCCACCCAUUUUCGCCAUAAAAUUCCCGAGACUUUUUGGGUUUGUAUCUCUAAGCUCCUUCACAAGUUGGUGAGAAAAAACAGCCCUGAUGAUUUAUAAGAGGGGCAUUCAUUAAUCAUCUCUUAUACAGGCCAAUUUUAUUUGAGGCUUCACUCUGUAAAUAUCUCACACAGGGUUUAGAAGUGCAAAAUUUCUAUGAGCAGAGCCCAAAGAAAUUGUAUUUCUAGAUCCAAGUGAAGAGAAAACCAGGGAAAACUAGUUUAGAAAAAGGAACCCAGAGAUUUUGAAGGAUCAAAGCAUUGAACACAUGGUUUUUUGGCUGCUCAGAACCUAUCUUUGCUUCCUUCUAGAUUGUUUUUGAUUUUCCAACAAAGACGGAUCCAAGAUUUGCCUUUUAGUACUGUCGAUCUUUCCCUGAUUCGGAGUAGGCAUGGAACGCUUACUUGAAGACAUGCUUCAACAUAUUCAUUUUUUUUUUCCCUAGUUCUGAUGCUCAAGCUGUAACAUCCUUUUUCUAUAUACACUUGUUUAUGAUCGCUUAAAGGAAAACUAAUUUUGAUUAGUUGGAUUGA